AUGUCGAACUCUAAUUUCACUGUCCCGCCGGGCGAACAGAACGUCCAGGUUAGAAUCAUCGAUUCUACUACCAGGAUUGGCAAAUUAGAGCUGGGAUUUCUCAUGGAACCUUCAUUGGAGGGCAUGGAACAUAUGCCUCUUCUUCCCUCCUGGUCAUUCCUGAUCGAGCAUCCUUCGGGUCAAAGGGUUCUUUUCGAUCUUGGAGUUCCGAAGGAUUUACAUUCGUUUGCGCCGAUAGUAUGUGGAACUCUUAAAGAACGGGGAUGGGAAAUCGAUGUCAAGGAAGAGGUGAUCGACACUCUCAAUAAAAAUGGCAUCGCGGCAAAUGAAAUCUCCGCUAUCAUCUGGAGCCACUGGCACUGGGACCAUAUUGGUGACCCAUCACGAUUUCCUUCAUCUACCGAACUCAUCGUUGGCCCUGGUUUCAAGGAUGAGUUCCUUCCUGGCUAUCCAGCGAAACCAGAUGCUCCUGUACGCGAAAGUGACUUUGCUGGACGUAAUUUACGGGAAAUGGACUUCUCAAACUCUGUCCAAGUUGGCGAGUUCCGAGCUAUUGAUUAUUUCAAGGAUGGUUCAUUCUAUAUCAUAGAUAGUCCUGGUCACGCAGUCGGUCACCUUGGUGCAUUGGCACGUACCACGACUAACCCCGACACAUUUAUUUUCAUGGGAGGUGACCUCUGCCAUCACAGUGGGGAAAUCAGGCCCUCGAAGCAUAUGCACAUUCCUCACGGUAUCCGACCGAGCAGCAUCACUGCUCCUAUCACAUUUCCAUGUCCCGGGGACUCGGUAUACGAGCAAUUGCUAGUCCAACGGACUGGAUCACUGGAUAAGCCAUUCUUCCGACCAGCCAUGGGGCUAGAUAUUAAACAAGCGAUUGAUACAAUCGAAAAAGCUCAGGUGGCUGACGCAGACAGCAAUAUCUGGUUUAUAUAUGCUCACGAUCCCAGCCUGUUGAAAUGUGUGGAUCUCUUUCCCUUGUCAGCUAAUGCUUGGAAGGAGAAUAACUGGCGGGAGAGAACACUGUGGACUUUCCUUGGAGACUUUGACAUAGCCGCCAAGCAGAUUUAG
Penicillium vulpinum is the source of this 1068-nucleotide messenger RNA. RefSeq names its product MBL fold metallo-hydrolase. NCBI's taxonomy places the organism in Eukaryota, Fungi, Ascomycota, Eurotiomycetes, Eurotiales, Aspergillaceae. The transcript has 3 exons. The record is from RefSeq and is a predicted model, not a curated record. The coding region runs from base 1 to 1068 and encodes 355 amino acids.